Messenger RNA from Clunio marinus, 261 nucleotides. Lineage: Eukaryota; Metazoa; Arthropoda; Insecta; Diptera; Chironomidae. The record is from the annotation of a GenBank genome assembly.
AUGGAAAAUGAAAGUGAAAUGAAAGUACGCAACGUUUUGUUUUAUGCUUCACAUAUUACCGUAUCAAUAUUUAUGCUUGUUUUGGAUAAAACUACACAAGAAUCAGAAAUAUUCAUGUCAUCGAAACCUUCUUUAUUAGUUUGCUUUGCUUGUUUAUUAUUUGUUAAGAACAAACGAUGGGAAUUGACACACAAAAAAGAUUUUCAACAAAACUUAGAAAGAAGCGUGAUCUUUCAUGUUAUAAACAUGAUAAAUACCUGA